AAUGAAUCCUGCAAGUGUUUAAGAGUGAGGUCCGAAUUAAUCAAUCCUGCAAAAUUUGCAAGAGUUGAAAUCCUUCCUGCUGGAAUCAUCUGCCAAAGGAUGGAAAUAAUAGUCACUCUGAAGAAAGGAAAUAGAAAAGUGUGUGUCAAUCCCGAAUCUAAAUGGGUACAGGUUUUAGUGAAGCUGAUGAAAAACACGUAA
Messenger RNA from Anolis sagrei ordinatus, 201 nucleotides. NCBI's taxonomy places the organism in Eukaryota, Metazoa, Chordata, Lepidosauria, Squamata, Anolidae. The record is from RefSeq and is a predicted model, not a curated record.